Mangifera indica (mango) is the source of this 1475-nucleotide messenger RNA. RefSeq names its product UDP-glucuronic acid decarboxylase 6-like. Gene Ontology annotation, biological process: D-xylose metabolic process. Lineage: Eukaryota; Viridiplantae; Streptophyta; Magnoliopsida; Sapindales; Anacardiaceae. Gene Ontology annotation, cellular component: cytoplasm. The coding region runs from base 223 to 1260 and encodes 345 amino acids. The record is from RefSeq and is a predicted model, not a curated record. Gene Ontology annotation, molecular function: UDP-glucuronate decarboxylase activity; NAD+ binding. The transcript is spliced from 13 exons.
AAGAUACGUAAGAACAACAAACAAUUGUUUCAGCUUACGCAUUGAAACACGACGUGUCGUACUAUGAUUCAAACAUGAGUUUCGUUGUCAUCCACAACUCUGAGCACUUCACCGUCUGUUAGAGUAUAAAUAUUGACUGUCUUCAACUUCAAGUCUUGUAAUUGCCUUAUACCAAACAUUUUUUUGUUUUUCGAGUUAUUAUCUCAAUUCAAGAGUUGAAGAAUGGCUCAAGAAGCUUCAAAUGGAAAUCACAAAUCCGCUAAACCACCUCCAACUCCAUCUCCCUUGAGAUUUUCAAAAUUUUUCCAGUCUAACAUGAGGAUUCUGGUUACUGGAGGAGCUGGAUUCAUUGGCUCUCACCUAGUGGACAAGUUGAUGGAAAAUGAGAAGAAUGAGGUGAUUGUUGCUGAUAAUUACUUCACUGGCUCAAAAGACAACCUAAAGAAAUGGAUUGGCCACCCCAGAUUUGAGCUUAUUCGUCAUGAUGUCACAGAGUCAUUAUUGGUUGAGGUUGAUCAAAUUUACCAUCUUGCUUGUCCAGCUUCUCCAAUCUUCUACAAAUACAACCCUGUUAAGACAAUAAAGACAAAUGUGAUUGGUACAUUGAAUAUGUUGGGACUUGCCAAGCGAGUUGGAGCCAGGAUUUUGCUUACAUCAACUUCAGAGGUUUACGGAGACCCUCUUGUUCAUCCCCAGGAGGAGAGUUAUUGGGGAAAUGUUAACCCAAUUGGGGUCAGGAGUUGCUAUGAUGAGGGAAAACGAGUUGCCGAAACUUUGAUGUUUGAUUACCAUCGGCAGCAUGGGAUAGAGAUCCGGAUUGCUAGGAUCUUCAACACCUAUGGACCCCGCAUGAAUAUUGAUGAUGGCCGUGUUGUCAGUAAUUUUAUAGCUCAAGCAGUCCGCGGUGAGCCCUUGACUGUUCAAGCACCUGGAACUCAAACUAGGAGUUUCUGCUAUGUUUCGGAUAUGGUGGAUGGCCUUAUUCGACUCAUGGAAGGAGAGAACACUGGGCCAAUCAACAUUGGAAAUCCAGGUGAAUUUACAAUGCUCGAACUUGCAGAGACUGUUAAGGAGCUUAUCAAUCCUGCUGUAGAGAUCAUAAUGGUAGAAAACACCCCAGAUGAUCCUCGCCAGAGAAAGCCUGACAUCACGAAAGCAAAAGAGUUGCUAGGAUGGGAACCAAAGAUCAAGCUGCGUGAUGGCCUUCCACUUAUGGAGGAUGAUUUCCGCGUGAGGCUUGGUGUCCCCAGAAAGAACUGAUCUUGAACUAUGUUAUAAAUAUUAUAGGCGGUCUAAUGUACCGCCAAAAUCCAAACUUGAAACCCUGAGAGUUUCUUAUCAAUACCAUACACAAUUCAAUGCAGUACAAUAAUGGCACCAUUAGGCUUUUAUCAUAAAUCCAUACGACCGUAGCAUAUUCUCAGUACUUCUGGAGAUGGGAUUUCCUUUAAUAGAGUGAAAGAGUUUCUUGGCAA